Messenger RNA from Dunckerocampus dactyliophorus (ringed pipefish), 1591 nucleotides. Its product is annotated as synaptosomal-associated protein 25-A-like. Bases 199 to 813 code for a protein of 204 amino acids. The transcript is spliced from 8 exons. The record is from RefSeq and is a predicted model, not a curated record. NCBI's taxonomy places the organism in Eukaryota, Metazoa, Chordata, Actinopteri, Syngnathiformes, Syngnathidae. Gene Ontology annotation, molecular function: voltage-gated potassium channel activity; syntaxin-1 binding; SNAP receptor activity. Gene Ontology annotation, cellular component: synaptobrevin 2-SNAP-25-syntaxin-1a-complexin I complex; plasma membrane. Gene Ontology annotation, biological process: synaptic vesicle priming; exocytosis; synaptic vesicle fusion to presynaptic active zone membrane.
AAGCGUGGCGCCAGUGCAUCCGCUCUCUUCCGAGGGUGGAGGGAGGGCUCAUCCUCAUUAUCGCCAUCAUUCGGGUGGAAGAGAGCGAGCAACGUGCGGACAUCUCUAACCCGUAUCACGGCACGUUGAAAGCAAGAGGAGGACGCAAUUAAAAGCUUUACCAGUCGUUCCAGUUGAGGUCAAAGGUCAACACCCACCAUGGCGGACGACGCGGACAUGCGCAACGAGCUGGCCGACCUGCAGACUCGCGCCGACGAGAUAGCCGACGAGUCACUGGAGAGCACUCGCCGCAUGAUAGCUCUCGUCGAGGAGAGUAAAGAUGCCGGCAUCAGGACUCUGGUCAUGUUGGAUGAGCAGGGAGAGCAACUCGAUCGCGUGGAGGAGGGCAUGAACAAGGUCAACGCAGACCUGAAGGAGGCCGAGAAAGAUUUAAAAGAUAUAGGACAGUGCUGUGGUCUCAUAUGCCCGUGUAUUAAAAAGAUUAAGGGCGGGGGCCAGGCCUGGGGUGGCAACCAGGAUGGAGUGGUGAACAGCCAGCCGGGCGCUCGAGUGGUGGACGAGCGCGAGCAGAUGGCCAUCAGCGGGGGCUUCAUCCGCAGGGUAACAAACGACGCUCGUGAGAACGAGAUGGACGAGAACCUGGAGCAGGUGGGCGGCAUCAUCGGCAACCUGCGCCACAUGGCCCUGGACAUGGGCCAGGAGAUCGACACCCAGAACCGCCAGAUCGAUCGGAUCAUGGAGAAGGCGGACUCCAACAAGACUAGGAUCGACGAGGCCAACCAGCGCGCUACAAAGAUGUUGGGCAGUGGCUAAACUGCAGCAAAAAGUGCUUUCGCCCCUCCCCCUCCCUCACACCAUUGGCCCCAGUCCACCUCCAAAAAAAACACAACGUACACACACACACACACACACACGCACACACACACACAAAUGCAACAGAGAAACACACAACCCAGUGUACCCGUGCCCUUGCGCUUGUUUUGUUGGCUCGCAGGCGCCCGCAAAACCAUGCUUUUAUUGUGUAGGAGUCUGCACAUAUCAUCAUCACGUCACCCCUCGUCGUCAUUGUUGUUGUGUGUUUUGUUAUGAAAUGAUAGUUGUGUACAUAGACACGUUUAGAGUCCCCAUUCUUGUCUUUUUUGAAAUGUAACAUAAAUAGAAUCACCACGGUCUCCAAUCAAGGACAUGCCAGAGAUUGUACAUAAACUUCUUGUCCUCAGGGAGCUCAAAGUGACUCUUCCAAAUCCAAAUUCUUGUGCAUUUCAUAGCAAAUGCGAGUUAGCCUGGAUGAGAGAAAUAUUAGCUUCAAUCUGACAUUUUAUUGAUGAGAAAAGAUAUUUUUCCCCGCCUCCUCACAUCUCAGAAGUCAUGCAUGUCAUCAGUAAUUUAUCAACAUGGCAGCCGCAUGCUAAAUACAGUACGUGUGCACAGUAGGUCACUCAGCCUCUUUCCCCUCCCCCUCUCCACAAUAGUGCCACUCUUUUUUUUUUCUUUUUUUUUGUCUGUCAUGUCCUUUCCAGACUGUGACCAAACAACGCAACACAUUUUACCCUGGAAAAUGCCAAUAAAACCUUCAGAACUGUCGAAACAA